Messenger RNA from Austrofundulus limnaeus, 4595 nucleotides. Its product is annotated as growth/differentiation factor 6-A. Gene Ontology annotation, biological process: BMP signaling pathway. NCBI's taxonomy places the organism in Eukaryota, Metazoa, Chordata, Actinopteri, Cyprinodontiformes, Rivulidae. The record is from RefSeq and is a predicted model, not a curated record. The transcript is spliced from 2 exons. Gene Ontology annotation, cellular component: extracellular region. Bases 1429 to 2655 code for a protein of 408 amino acids. Gene Ontology annotation, molecular function: cytokine activity; growth factor activity.
AAAAGGUGUGUAAAGUACAAAAUAAUAUUUUAAAUGCAUUUCAUUUAUAUUUGAAUGAUGGAAAACAUCUAAAUGUAUAAUUAAAAUACUUUGUUAUAAAUAUUUGGCACGUUUUUCAACUGUGUUCAAUUGAAGCUCUCUGGCAGGAUGUCCAUGUUUGGCUCUCUUAAAAUGUGUCAGUGCUCAGCAGCUUCACCUCAAAAGACAUUAUUAUCUAUGAUCUGAUUCUGGACAAUGAUAUGAUGCUAUAAAAUUCUAGUUUAUUUGAAGAAUUUUAUUUGAACAAAAAUUCACUGCACUUUAAACAGCAAACACAAUUUGAUGUUAAUUUUUUUGUGUUUAAUUUAUUUUUAUUUCUUGUUUUUUCUUUACUUCUAUUUGUCAAGCGGUUGACAUGGAUGUGUGGUUUACAUGGGGGCUGCGGCUACAGCUAGGUAGUAGUGGUUUGGAUUAUCACGUGAACAUCAGUUAAAAUGAAUUGUCUUGUUGUAAUAACAAGAAAUGACCACUAGAGGUUGGUCGAGUCCUUCAAACCGCACUGAGAUGUUUUUCUGGAACUCAUCUCAAAGAUCCAUUUGAUUUAAACACAACCCUGUUCUGGUUAAUUGAAGAUAUUUAAAAUUUUGAAUGUCUAUUUUUACACGGUGCUUUAAAACCAGUUCUAAUCUAACUUCAUAUUUUAUUUUUUUCUCCUACAUUUCCUCACAGGCUUCCUGCAAAUAAAUUGCUAUUGACGUGGGGGAAAAAUAAAUUUCUUAUUUUCAUGACCUUGUUGCGUCUUUCAAGCCAUCCGAUGUUCUCUUAAAAUGUUAUCCGAUGUCAUUAGAUCUGAGUUGAUGCGGGUGAUCAGAGUUUUUCUGAUAAGCUGUGACUGAAAUCUCGCUGCACUCACAUUGUAGAAUCGUAAACAGGAUUUUGCUGAUAAGAUUCAUAGCCUACUUUCAGUUUUAGACCUACAGCUCAAUAACGGAACGGUUUUAUUUCUCCUCUGAUUGGAAUCUUAUCGUUUUAUUAGGAUUUAAACUCCGUAACAAAAUAACUUGUAUGAUUUCAGAUGUUGGAGCCAAACUUGUUCUCACACUGAUUUCCGUCCUUAGAUCCUCAGGUUAGUCAGCUCUGGCUGCAGUGCGCGCGUCUGUUUGGAGCUGUGUGACAUGAAGUUGCUUGGGAAGCUUUCAGCCACCAUGUGGGCGUGUUUCUCUGUGCCCAGCAGCCUCCGAUCUUGUGUGGAGUCCAGUACGAAGAACGCACUUCUUCUGGUGCGUCCGAAGAGCACAAAAAGGAGCUCUCCAACACUGACGAGCGAACCAUCUCCAGCUCUGGCGGGUUCCCCUGAGUCAAACCUUACCGUGAGAGCAAUAGAGAGGGGGUGGGGGGUGGGGGGAAGAGAAAAAGAGGAGAAAAAGGGCUCAUUGCCACCUUCCAGCCAUGGACGCAUCUCGAGUUGUUGCGGUUUAUCUGGGCCUUAUUUUCCUUGGGAUUAAACCGUGUUUCCAGUCUGCUGUUCUCAUCCCUGCGCCGAGGAGGAACAUGGAGACCAGGGUCUUCCAUCCGGGCGUUCAAAGAUCAUCCAAACUGAUUAAAGACUUCUUUACCGCCGGACAUCACAGACAAGACACAAAGGACGCUGUUAUUCCGCACGAAUACAUGCUCUCCAUAUACAGAACUUACUCCGCGGCGGAGAAACUCGGACUAAACGCAUCCUUUUUCCGCUCCUCCAAAUCUGCGAACACCAUAACCAGUUUUGUGGACAGAGGAACAGACAAUCCGCUGCACUCUCCUUUGUGCAGACAAAAGUAUCUGUUUGAUGUCUCGACCCUGUCGGAGAAAGAGGAGCUGGUCGGAGCGGAGUUAAGGUUGUUCAGGAGAGCGCAGGGGACGUCACAGACUUCAGCUCUCUACAACAUGCAACUGCGCCCCUGCCACUCUGACGCACUGUUGGACACAAAGUCCCUGGACACUAUGGACUCCUCCAAAGCUGGCUGGGAGGUUUUGGACGUGUGGGACGUGUUUAAAGCACACCGUCUCUCUCAUCAUGGGAGGCAGCUUUGCUUCCAACUCAAGGCUACGCAGUCAGGUGCCGAGGUGAACCUGAGACAGCUGGGCCUGGACCGGAGCAGUCGGACCCAGCAGGAGAAGGCCAUCCUGGUGGUCUACACUCACUCCAGGAAGAAGGAGAACCUGUUCAUUGAGAUGAAGGAGAAGAUUAAAUCACGGAAGGAUGAAAAGGAAAAGGGGGAGGUGGCACAAACCCGCAGGGCCAGAGCUGAGGGGCUCCGGCGGCGGCGGAGGAUGGCGCUGGGCAACCGGCAUGGGAAGAGGCACGGGAAGAAAUCCAAGUCCAGGUGUAGCAAGAAGCCGCUGCACGUGAACUUCAAAGAGCUGGGCUGGGACGACUGGAUCAUCGCACCACUUGGGUACGAGGCCUACCACUGUGAAGGGGUGUGCGACUUCCCGUUGAGGUCACACCUGGAGCCCACCAACCAUGCCAUCAUACAGACGCUCAUGAACUCCAUGGACCCCUACAGCACCCCACCCAGCUGCUGUGUCCCCUCCAAGCUCAGCCCCAUCAGCAUCCUCUACACCGACUCUGGGAACAAUGUGGUGUACAAACAGUAUGAAGAGAUGGUGGUGGAGCAGUGCGGCUGCAGGUAGCCUACGUUUCUAUUUUUAAAUGUGAAAAGAAAGACAAACCUAGAAGUCCUGUUGGGUAUGAAGUGCUUCAGGAGGGAUGUGCGUGCAGGAGGCGCAGUCUUCUCACACUAACCUAAAGCACAUUUCUUCUCAUUCACGCACCGAGUUCUCACUCAUCAGACGGCUCCAGGCCCAUUCAGCACAAACAGGGACCACACGCCCAAAGAUAGGGGAGCCUGCUGAAUCCGAGCGCACCUGUUCGUGCUGAGAUCAGAGGUCCUUUAGAGGUUUGUGCAUCCAGGUCACGAUGGAUGCAGUCUGAAGGCCCGAGCCAGGGUCUGCUAUCCCAAAUAACCCCCUGAAGAAAUAAAUAAAAUAAAAUAAAUCCAAGAGGAGGUGAGAGUCUACACACUCUGAGGAGAGGAGGAUGGUGGAAAUGCCUUCAAGAGAUUUGAUUCAGGCUUAUCUGGAGACCAGCUGAGAGGAGAAGGGAAGUUCGGACACAAGUUCAGAUGAACCGGAAUCCUGUUUUAUUAAAGGGAUAAUCCAAACAUUUUAAAGUGGGGUUCCACUGAAAAGUUGUAAAUGUUUUAACAGAUAUAUUUUUGAGAGGACUCGGUUUUUGGAAAAUUUGAGUUUAACGAUGAUCUAAUGGCUAGUCUGAAUGUAUCCAAGAUUUAAGUGGAUUGCUGCCAACUUACAAUGGUUUAAAUCUCACAAAAUGAAAAUGUUUUCAUUUAGAAAAAACAGACAAAAAGUCAAUUAAUCCUCUAAUGUGACUGGAAUAGAUGUAGAUUGUUAGCCAAACAUUAUGUAAAAAAAUGAAAAUUUUGCAACCAAACAAGUUCGCAUUGCACAAUUUUAAUCACAUUUUGAGUCACCACCCUUCUUCAGUCCAACCAUGUAGUCAACCAAGUAAUAGCAGCUAGCUCUGAUUAGAAUAAUGAAAGGUAGGGACCCAAAAUGUUACUUUUACCUAAUUUCCCUCUGGGAUCGAUAAAUUAUUUUUGAAUUGAAUUGAAUUGUAGAAUGUGAGUCAGUUUAUGGUGGACUUUCUUAUUUUUUUUAACCCUUACCUUACCGUCAGAUUUUCCUUUACACAGUUUGGACAGAAAUAUAACAUUCCUGUCAGAAUGAACCUCAGCAGAUGCUGCUUUGUGCAUGAAAAUAGGUUCAGAAUUCUAUGUACAUAAGCACAUAUUGUAAAACUGUCAGUUUAGCUUUUGCAUGAACUAUGAACAAUUUUGAAAUAAGCACAAACCACAUUGGUCUUUGCUGCAGUUGCCGUGAACUGGUCACUUUUGGUAUGAUGUCUGUUUCUCCAAACCUAAUUUUCUCACAGAACCUCACUUAAAAAAAUUACUGAAAUAUUUCUUUAAAAAUGAAAGGAAAGAAUAAAGCACACAAAACUUAGAAGAACUUUUUUUUUUGGCUCAAAGUCUGCUUCUUUACAAAAUGCACUUCUACAGCAAGAGAUUUUCUUCUCUGGUGACGAGAAUAUAAAAAGACUCAAGAUUAUAUUUAAAUGCACAUUAGCUUUGAAUGCACUGCUGUUUUUUGUUGUGUUUUGAACGUAAAGAUUUGUACAGUAAAAAACUUUUCAAAGUGCAACAAAUGAAGAAAUGAGCGAAUGACAUUUCUUUGUAAAUACACAAAAUGCACUCAAAUCAGUAAUUUCUAUUGUAUAUUAUUUUAUUAUUUGUGAUGUACAGAGUUCAUGAUAAUCAUAUAUUUCUUACAUUGAUAAGAGUAAUUUAAGGUGUCUUCAUUAUUUUGCAGAGGGAGGAAAUUAUUAUUAAUGUCUACCUCACAAUGAACAUUUAUCAGAUCUGAGUGAGGUGCAUUCAGUUAGUGUAAAGAGUUUUUACAUUGAUAUUAUAUAAAAUCCUUUAUAUACAUAUAUUACUGGACACUAUUCCACACCUUUACUGUGCAAAUAAAAGUCCAAACAAAGUCUGAAA